Molecule: messenger RNA, 693 nt
Organism: Tyto alba (common barn owl)
Lineage: Eukaryota; Metazoa; Chordata; Aves; Strigiformes; Tytonidae
Exons: 6
Coding region: 1-693 (230 amino acids)
Source: RefSeq, a predicted model, not a curated record
AUGGCCCCCACCCGCCUCCUCCUCCUCGUCCUGGUGGCCCUGCAAGCCCGGCGUGUCAACGGUGCGCGGUGGCGAGCGCGGGGAUUAGGCGUGCGGGCAGCUGUGCCCGUAGCCAGUGGCCACCCAGAUUCUCCGCCGGAUCUUCUCUGGGAGCCUCAGGGCGAUCCCACAGACGUGGCUGGAGGCGAUGGCUACCCAGCUUCCCAGCCGGCUUCCAGGGCUGACGCUCAGGGAGAUCGCGUGGAUGUGGGUGCAGGGAGGGCUCUUCCCGCUUCUCGGCUGGAUCUUGCGCUGGAGCUCACCUGGCAUCGCAGGGGUCCUCCGAGAGCCAAGUACAGAGCGGAAAUGGAAAAAUCUUCCCCGCGGUCAUCAGAAGUCCUAGAGGGAGUCCUGAAGGAACUGGACAAAGCAGCACAUGAGACGGACCAAGAGACUGUGGAGAACGAGGCGUUUCGGGGAGGACGCAGUCAGGCAGUGAGAGUGUCUGAUGCAAAAACGGGGGCAAUUCAGUCAACAGGCCUCCCAGGUAAUUGCCGUCCUUUGAUCCUCCAGCACCACGCAUCAAAAUCACUCCGUGUCUUCAGGCUCUUCCCCCAGUGCCCUCUACCGCGCGUCCUGUCGGCAGCACAACCCAGAAGAGUUGGUGGUACAGAGCGAGUGCUUCAAAAGCAGCAGCCAGGACCGGCUCUCUGA